UUUAUUAAAUUUGAUUUGCUAUUUUCUAUUGGUGUCUCUGUCUGAUCACUAUCUCCUUCCUCAUUCAUAUUCAUACUGUAUGUAUCUCUAAAAUGCAAACAGUUCAUAAUAAUGUGUAUGGUACCAAAUUCGAACCAUAUUAAUUAUGCGUGGAGGAACCCUAACAAGGAUUCCAAUUGAUUCUCGAUGGCGGAUGAUAGUGGGGAGAUCAAUGGCGGAUUCUCGAUGGACUCAACCGAAUCAAGGUGGGUUUUUCAAGAUGAAGAAUAUGCGUCUGAUAUAGAAGAGUACGAAUCCGAUUUCAGAUUCAGAGGACAUGCCACUGUGCCACCGGAUUCCGAAGAUGAAGAUAGCGCCCGACAGAAACUCAUUCGUACUGGUCCUCGAAUCGAUUCCUUCGAUGUCGAGGCUCUUGAUGUUCCUGGUGCUCAUAAAAAUAAUGAUUAUCAGGAUAUCAGUGUAGGAAAGAAAAUUGUAUUGGCUUUUCAGACUCUUGGUGUUGUCUUUGGUGAUGUUGGAACCAGUCCGUUAUAUACAUUCAGUGUUAUGUUUAGAAAGACCCCUAUAAAUGGAAAUGAAGACAUUAUUGGAGCAUUAUCACUUGUCUUGUAUACUUUAGUCUUGUUUCCUUUGGUGAAGUAUGUCAUGGUUGUUAUGUGGGCCAAUGAUCAUGGGGAAGGUGGCACUUUUGCCUUGUACUCCUUGAUUUGCCGUCAUGCUAAGGUGAGUCUUCUCCCCAAUCAGUUACCAUCAGAUGCCCGUAUAUCAAGCUUUAGGCUAAAGGUGCCAUCUCCUGAGCUUGAAAGAUCAUUAAAAAUUAAGGAAAGACUUGAGACUUCUUUGACUCUAAAGAAGACACUACUAAUAUUAGUGCUUGCUGGUACUUCUAUGGUGAUUGCUAAUGGUGUUGUAACACCAGCAAUGUCAGUAUUGUCAUCUGUUGGUGGUUUAAAAGUUGGGGUUGAUGCGAUCAAGCAAGAUGAAGUUGUGAUGAUUUCAGUUGCCUGCCUGAUUGUUUUGUUCAGUGUACAGAAGUAUGGAACAAGUAAAGUAGGACUUGCAGUAGGACCUGCUUUAUUCAUAUGGUUUUGUUCUCUUGCGGGUAUCGGGAUAUACAAUCUUGUCAAAUAUGACAGUAGUGUCUUGAGGGCAUUUAAUCCUAUUCAUAUCUACUAUUUCUUCAAGAGGAACUCAACUAAAGCAUGGUAUUCACUUGGGGGUUGUCUUCUCUGUGCAACUGGUUCUGAAGCCAUGUUUGCAGAUCUGUGCUACUUUUCUGUACGAUCAGUGCAGCUUACAUUUGUGUUUCUUGUUUUGCCGUGUCUGCUAUUGGGUUAUUUGGGUCAAGCUGCAUACCUUAUGGAAAACCAUGCCGAUGCUGGUCGGGCCUUUUAUUCUUCUGUUCCAAGUGGUGCAUUCUGGCCAACUUUCCUUAUUGCUAACAUUGCUGCACUGAUUGCAAGUCGGGCUAUGACUACAGCAACAUUUUCAUGUAUAAAGCAAUCAACUGUACUUGGUUGUUUCCCUCGUCUUAAAAUCAUUCACACUUCCCGGAAAUUUAUGGGCCAAAUCUAUAUCCCCGUCCUUAACUGGUUUCUGCUUGCUGUUUCUCUGGUGCUUGUCUGCUCAAUAUCCAGCAUUGAUGAGAUCGGAAAUGCCUAUGGCAUUGCUGAACUUGGGGUGAUGAUGAUGACCACUGUUUUAGUGACCCUUGUUAUGCUUCUUAUAUGGCAAAUACACAUCAUCAUAGUGUUCUGUUUUUUGGUAGUCUUCUUGGGAUUGGAGUUGACUUUCUUUUCAUCUGUUCUAUGGAGUGUAACAGACGGAAGUUGGAUAAUAUUGGUCUUUGCCGUAAUUAUGUUUCUGAUAAUGUAUGUAUGGAAUUAUGGUAGCAAUCUCAAGUACGAAACUGAAGUCAAGCAAAAACUGUCGAUGGAUUUGAUGCGAGAAUUAGGUUCUAAUCUUGGGACAAUACGAGCUCCUGGAAUUGGUUUGCUUUAUAAUGAGUUGGUCAAAGGAAUACCAGCAAUUCUUGGCCAUUUUCUGACUACACUUCCAGCUAUUCACUCCAUGAUCAUAUUUGUGAGUAUUAAGUAUGUUCCAGUUCCUGUGGUUCCUCAAAGUGAAAGGUUCCUUUUCCGGCGAGUCUGCCCCAAAAGUUAUCAUAUAUUUCGUUGCAUUGCCAGGUAUGGUUACAAAGAUGUUCGAAAAGAAAAUCACCAGACUUUCGAGCAGCUGCUGAUUGAGAGCCUAGAGAAAUUUAUACGCCGUGAGGCUCAGGAGAGGUCACUAGAGAGUGAUGGGGAUGAAGAUAUUGAUUCAGAGGAUGAGUACUCUAGUUCUAGGGUUCUAAUUGCUCCCAAUGGGAGUCUUUACUCACUUGGGUUUCCUCUUCUUGCUGAUUUUAAGGAUACAAACAACUCUGUUUUAGAACCAAGCACAUCUGAGGUGGUAAGCCCCACAGCCUCUGAUCACCCGGUGUUUGAUGCUGAGCAGAGCCUUGAGAGGGAGUUAUCUUUUAUUCGCAAGGCUAAAGAAUCUGGAGUUGUUUAUCUUCUUGGUCAUGGGGAUAUAAGGGCAAGGAAGGACUCUUGGUUUAUCAAGAAGUUAAUAAUAAACUAUUUCUAUGCCUUCUUGAGAAAAAACUGCAGGAGGGGGAUCACAACUUUAAGUGUGCCCCAUUCGCAUCUGAUGCAAGUUAGCAUGACUUACAUGGUUUGAAAAUUAAUUUUACAGCCCAAUGGAACGUCUUGGAAACCACGGUGUGAUAGCAGUGAGCAGGCCCUCAAAAGGUUUUAUUUUGGAAUGCACAAUUCACUUUGUUUGCUCGAUCCCUUCUGGUUCUUUGAUCUUGGUCUAGCUAAUCAUCAGAGAUCGUACUGAUGUUUGUUGUGGUUGUGCGUCUGCCAUCUUCAUAUACCAAAUUGAAAUAGGCUGAUAACAAAAAGAAACAGAUAUGUUAAAAAUACAUACAGCAUUAUGUAUACACAUUUAUGAACAAUUCCACGUCAAUGUGAAUGUACAAGUGUACAACAAUGGACACCGAGUAUUGUACAGUGGCAUUGGAUUGCCCUUAAUUUCAUUUUAAUAUAUUUAGAUUGCAUAAACUUGUUGUUUGCUUCCCAUUUUCAGGAAACAUUUUCUUGAUUGAAACUCGAAAGAGAUCAUAUUACAUUUCAUCUAAAAUGUUUGGAUGUUGUCUUA
Cicer arietinum (chickpea) is the source of this 3204-nucleotide messenger RNA. RefSeq names its product potassium transporter 7. Gene Ontology annotation, cellular component: vacuolar membrane; plant-type vacuole. The record is from RefSeq and is a predicted model, not a curated record. Gene Ontology annotation, biological process: potassium ion transmembrane transport. NCBI's taxonomy places the organism in Eukaryota, Viridiplantae, Streptophyta, Magnoliopsida, Fabales, Fabaceae. Gene Ontology annotation, molecular function: potassium ion transmembrane transporter activity.